Scleropages formosus (Asian bonytongue) is the source of this 1464-nucleotide messenger RNA. RefSeq names its product QRFP-like peptide receptor. NCBI's taxonomy places the organism in Eukaryota, Metazoa, Chordata, Actinopteri, Osteoglossiformes, Osteoglossidae. The transcript has a single exon. Bases 136 to 1464 code for a protein of 442 amino acids. Gene Ontology annotation, biological process: G protein-coupled receptor signaling pathway. Gene Ontology annotation, molecular function: G protein-coupled receptor activity. Gene Ontology annotation, cellular component: plasma membrane. The record is from RefSeq and is a predicted model, not a curated record.
GAUGAGACACUUGUGCAAGGUGGUGCAUAGGAGAUAUCCUCCAGGACUGCAUCCUCUAGUACCAUCUGGAAUACUGAAAACACCUCCUAUGGGAUGAGUAGUUAGGCAGAAAGACACUGCACAGAGUGGAGAGACAUGAAUUUUUCCUCAGAUCACCUCCAAGAGCAGCUGCUCCUCCAUGACCUCCUUCUGUAUGAGAACAAGUCCUCACACAGGGCAGAGAACUUGAGUGGUAAGCUGUUACACCAUGAGAGGGCUAAGCUUGAGAAAAUGCUUCUGCUGACUAUUAGGGAGCCCACCACCAUCGCUCUUACUGUGAUGUACACCUUAUCCUUUGCCGUGGGUUUUGUGGGGAACGUUAUGUCCAUCAGAGUGCUCAGCAACAGGAGAAGCAAGAGGCUCCCAGGGGUGAGUGCCACAAGGAGCCUGCUGGUCAACCUGGCCGUGUGUGACCUCAUGGUGGUGUGCAUCUGUAUGCCUAUCACCCUGGGCCAUACGAUCUACACUGCCUGGGUGUAUGGUGACUUCCUGUGUAGGGCAGUGCCCUUUACCCAGGCUGUCUCCGUGUCUGCCAGUGUCCUCAGUCUCACCGUCAUUAGUGUAAACCGUUACUACAGCGUCCACAAUCCCCUGAGUGCUCGUUCCUUCAUAACCUGCAGGAAGAUCUUCUGGACUAUUGUUGUAGUGUGGGUGCUUUCCUCUGGGAUUUGCUCACCCCUCAUUUUCAUGAAUCGGCGGGAUGAGAUCCACCUGAUUGAGGACCAGCCUUUUGUGCUGCCUAUUUGUCGAGAGAGCUGGCCGCAGGCUACACUGAAGCAGGCCUACAAUGUGUUGCUCUUUGUGGCUCUCUACUGUCUCCCAGUGGCAUUCAACCUUACUGUGAGCUUCCUGACAAGCCGCCAGCUGUGGAGUACUCCCCGCAACUUUGGUGAAUUCAACUUCCACAGUCGGGCAGUGCACACCUCGCGCCUCAAGGUCCGUAAGAAGAUUGCCAAGAUGGUGGUGGCCCUGGUCAUAAUAUUUGCCAUUUCCUGGCUGCCACUUUAUGUGGCUGACAUGUGGAUAGAUUGCAAGUCCCAUCCCCCAGUCUGGGUGCUGCAGCUUCGCCCCUUUGCUCAGUGGCUUGGCCUGACCAACUCCAGCCUCAACCCCAUCUGCUACUGCUUCGUCGGAGACUUGUACCGUACAGCCAGGGUUAUCAAAACCAAGUACCAUCCAAGGCUCAUCUCAGUCUUCACCUCCUUCACCUCCAGUGCCUCCAGCACCCUGCCCAGAAAGAAUUCCUCCAAGAAGCAGAGACAGUUAAGGUGCCAAGAGCAUGCCCUGCCAGAGGUGCAGAGAUCUAACUAUUACUCAGCCACCAGUAGAUGGGAGAGUGCACAGAAAUCCAGCAUCCCUUUGUGUCUUCAUACCCUUAAAGGCAAGAACGAUUCCAGGAGCUUUCCUCACCAUUUCAACGUUUAA